This is a messenger RNA of Candoia aspera, 1453 nucleotides long. It is a transcript of the gene RCN2, whose product is annotated as reticulocalbin 2. Gene Ontology annotation, cellular component: endoplasmic reticulum. The transcript has 7 exons. NCBI's taxonomy places the organism in Eukaryota, Metazoa, Chordata, Lepidosauria, Squamata, Candoiidae. The record is from RefSeq and is a predicted model, not a curated record. Bases 30 to 968 code for a protein of 312 amino acids. Gene Ontology annotation, molecular function: calcium ion binding.
CCCCCGCUCCGGCCUCCCCCGCGGCGGCCAUGAAGCCCCCGCCGCUGCUCUGGCUGCGGCUGCUGCUGCUGCUGCUGCUGCCGCCGCCGCCGGGCCUCGCGGCGGGCGCGGGCGAGCACCGGGCCGACUACGACCGCGAGGCGCUGCUGGGCGGCCAGGAAGAAGUGGAAGAAUUUGCCAAACUGAGUCCAGACGAGCAGCAGAAGAGGUUGAAAGGGAUUAUAAAGAAGAUCGACGUGGAUGCAGACGGCUUUCUCUCGGAAGCCGAGCUAAGUUCCUGGAUCCAGCACUCUUUUAAGCACUAUGUGGUGGAAGACGCCAAGGAGCAGUUCAGCCAAUAUGACAAAGACGGUGAUGGGCACGUUUCUUGGGAGGAAUACAAUAUUCAGAUGUACGACCGUGUGAUCGACUUUGAGGACGACAACACGUUGGAAGAUGCCGAAGAAGAAUCAUUCCGGCAGCUCCAUUUAAAGGACAAGAAGAGGUUUGAAAAGGCUAAUAAGGAUGAGGCACCUGGCUUGGAACUGGAUGAAUUCAUUGCGUUUGAACAUCCCGAGGAGGCGGAUUACAUGAAGGAGUUUGUCAUUCAGGAGGCUUUGGAAGAGCACGACAAAGAUGGAGACGGAUUUGUGAGCAUCGAAGAGUUCCUUGGCGACUAUCGAAGAGAUCCGACGGCCAGGGAAGAUCCAGAAUGGAUUGUUGUUGAGAAAGAUCGAUUUAGAAAUGAUUAUGACAAGGACAAGGAUGGAAAACUUAAUCCUAACGAGCUGUUAACUUGGGUGGUGCCCAAUAAUGAGGGCAUUGCUCAGGAAGAGACUGCUCAUCUUCUUGACGAGAUGGACCUGGAUGGGGACAGGAGGCUUACGGAAAACGAGAUCCUUGAAAAUCAGGAUCUGUUCCUCAAUAGCGAAGCCACCGAUUACGGCCGGCAGCUCCAUGACAGAAGCUUCUACCACGAAGAACUUUAAUUUCCAGGAGAUGCUUUGCCUUUGUUUCAGAACUGGACUUUCCCCCCCAUUGUUCAGCUUUAAAAACAGUACCUGUUGGGCAGCAACUGUACAUUGCUGAAGUUCUCUGUUGCCAGUGUAACUUUGGCACCGGAAAGAAUCCCCUUUUUCCAAAAGGAAGGGAAAAGAAUGGAGACCUUCAGGGUUCAUGUUUUAACACUACUUUUUGAAACAUACUUGAAAGUGCCAGGAUUUGACUGUAACGUACCACUAGUUUCUGUUAGACUUUUGGGAAGGGGAAAAGUAAGCGUAAUUGUCUGGUUCCAUGUCGCUAAUAGUUUUUCUAUCCUAUUUUCUAUACUACAUUCGGGGGGAUGAGACGUUGCACAUGAGGUUUCUGUGCCUGUUAACUUCUGUAGAUGGUGUUUAGGUGGUAGAUGACGCGGAAAUAUUUCUGCAUUUGGAAAAUAUUCUAUUCACUUGGAUUAAAACGUUCAAAUGCCCUA